AGCAGCAGCAGCAGUCACAUGCAGUGGUAUUACAAACUGUUGGCCCGUCGUCCCCAGCUCGUGCUGGUGGCAGUGGGCAUUUUCUCCGUGGCCUGCAUCGUUGUCGCACUGUUCACCCGGAAGCUACCCGACUUUGAUGAUCCGACACUGGGGUUCGAAGCACGAGGUACAUCGAUCGGCAAACGUUGGACAGCAUGGCGAAAUUUGCUGGAAGAGACAAGUUCUGCCGGACGCUUAGUGGCCAAUCCGAAAGAGCUUACCCUCGGUACGAACAAUCUCCUGCCGCGACGCGUCCCCGGGGAAGAAGCAUUCCGCAAAAGGCGAAAAAAUAAAGCAAAAAAGAAAACGUCCAAUGCUGUGAUCGAUGGAGAAGCGGUGGCACAAAAAAAGCACAACACAAAGUACGGGCACAACAAAAAUAUUCGCAUGCUGAAGGAGCUUUACCAUAACCAGAGUGCGACCAAUGGGGAGAUUAUUAGUUUCGAGGAGUACGAUAAUGAAACAAUGCCCCAUCGGAGCGGUAGGCAGGAAGUUUGGGAGUACGGCCGUAACCAGUCGUACUACACGGAAGAGAUUGGUAACAAAACGAUGGAGAAGAAACGGGCCAAAUGGGAUACGCUGCGUAAGCUAAAACCACCGCCGGAACCGAUCGAAAUGCACAUACCAUCGGAUGGAUUCUUCUGUGAAUCACCAAACAAAGAAUAUGCCCAUCUCGUGGUACAGCGGAUAAAUCACAACCUAAACGACAGUAUGUUUGAACUGAACGCAUUCUUGGCACUAUGCGAACUUGAGCAGAAGAUUGUGAAAGUCGAGCAUUACGGUAACAUUUGUCAGCGGGAACUUACAUCGGACGAUUGCUGCCGGCCGUGGUCAAUCGUAAACUAUGUAACGUUUCUUUCGAACAAAUCGUCCUGCUUCGAGCUCAAUGAGGAAGAUGUGGCCAUGGUGAAGACGCUGCUGUACGAUUGCUUUCAGUACUACCACAACAUGAAACUAAGCAACGACUGCAUACGAUCGAGCUGCAUUGCACCGAGCGAGUGCAAGCAGCAUAAUGCCGUGUACAACAUACUGCACUACUUGGCUAAUGUGGACUUUAUCAGGCAAAAUGAGUCAGCCGAAUUUCUCAACGCCACGAUGAUAUUUCUUCCGAUCGCAAGAAGCAUCAAAUCGAUGGAUUUUUACCACAGCUUAAGUCAAGUUAAUCUAAACAACGAUCUCGUAUCGGUUGUUGCUAUGGAUAUGGGUCUUAAGAAUGCACUGUUCGAUGAGUGCCUACUGCGUGACGGUUGGCUGAUCGGGCUCGGUGGCAUAUUUGUCGUAAUCUGCAUGUGGCUCUACACCGGAUCACUGUUUGUUACGCUAAUGACAGUGGUGGCGGUUGCAUUUUCCCUCGGAAUUGCGUAUUUUAUCUACUCCUUCAUAUUCGAGCUUACGUUUUUCCCGUUCAUGAACCUGCUCGCUGUUAUUGUGGUUGUAGGCAUUGGAGCUGAUGAUGCAUUUAUUUUUCUGAAAAUAUGGCAAUGCACGAUCGCCGAUCGUAUGAAGUGUGGGGUUGGUAUCGUUAUACCGAUCGUACCAUCGACCUCGUCGUGUAAUUCCGAGGGUAGUGCAGCUGCGACACGGAGUGCGUGUUCCGAUACGUUGGUAGAAAUAAUGGGUAGCACGCUUCGACAUGCGGCCUUAUCAAUGUUGGUAACCUCGCUGACAACAGCGGCUGCAUUCUAUGCGUCCUACGUAAGCUCCAUAACGGCGGUCCGAUGCUUUGGGAUAUUCUCUGGAACGGCCGUGAUGGCAAACUACUUCCUAAUGGUAACCUGGCUACCGGCUGCCGUAUCAAUAGCCGAGCGAAUAUCCUGCCUAAUGCUGCUCAAACCAUUUUCUCGUGUAACGCAUCGCUGCACGAUUCCGUUCAUCUCGAUCGCACAUAUGAGUAGACGCAUUGAAGAUGCUAUUAUCGAUCUAAUCAUUACUUUACCCUGGCUGUGGAUCACUCUGCUUGGUACGAUCGGUAUUAUGAGUGGAAUAUUGGUACUACACUGGCCAAAGCUACGACUGCCCGAUUCUCCCGACUUUAAGCUGUUCAUCAGCAACCAUCCGUUCGAGCGGUACGACAGCGAGUACAAGGACAUGUUUUGGUUCGAGAAAAUGUACACGACGACGGAAACGUUCAAAAUUCCGCUUCGCUUCGUAUGGGGUGUCUUACCCGUCGAUCGGGGCAAUUUUCUCGAUCCGGAGCAGCGCGGUGACCUAUACUUUGACGAGUCGUUCAACAUGAGCGCACCGGAAUCGCAACAGUGGCUGCUACAGUUUUGUCGUCGCAUCAAAAAUCAAACCUUCUACCAGACGAGCUACGGAUUGCUGUUGCCCAACUGUUUCAUAGAGAAUUUCAUCAGCUGGAUGGCACGACGGUGCAAUGAUUCGAUGGGUGAAAUUGAUCGUACGCCGUGCUGCGAAAUUUCACCCUUUCCCUUCACGCCGGACAUAUUUGACCUUUGUCUGCCGGAAUCGAUCUCCUCACUGUACGAAACACCGAGAGAAUUCUUCAUUCCGGGCGUUGCAGGACCAAAGUUUGGACGUAGUUCGUUUCUUACCAAUGGACAGCAAAACGACAAGAUGGUAAAAGCGGUUGUGAUUGAGUAUGAAAGUACACAAAUCUUUACAAUGUCCUACCACGAGAUUGACACGUUCGUGCGCACGGUAGAGAGCUGGUUGGCCGAGCAGCUGCACGACGCCCCACCAACAAUGGCCAACGCGUGGUUUAUCAGUGAGUUGGAGUUUUUCGAUUUGCAGGACACGCUCUCCACCGGGACGAUGAUAGCAAUCGCAAUGGCAAUGGCCGUUGCCCUGCUAGUUCUGAUGCUUGUGACGCUUAACGUGCUGAUCAGUUUGUACGCGAUCGUGACCGUAACGCUCACCAUACUUACCACCGUUGCAAUGCUCGUGCUGUUGGGAUGGAAGCUGAAUGUGCUGGAAAGUGUUGCAGUUAGUACCGCUAUUGGACUGGCGGUUGAUUUUAGCUUGCACUACGGCGUACACUACCGACUGUCUACCGAACCGGAUCGUCGUUCAUCGACGCGCUUCUCACUGCAGCGAAUGCUCGGCCCAACGGCAAUGGCUGCGAUCACGACCGGUAUUGCUGGUGCACUGAUGUUACCUUCAAGCGUGCUGGCAUAUAUACAGAUCGGUGUGUUCCUGGUGAUCGUCAUGUCCAUUAGCUGGCUGUAUGCGACCUUUUUUCUGAUGAGUUUGCUGCGUCUGGCCGGACCACAGUACGGGUUUGGUCAGUUUCGCUAUCCAAAACUCAGGACGGGCUUGCGGGUUGGUGGUGGCGAUGGAUGCAAAGUGUCCACUCAACUCGAUGCUGGCGGGUCUUCGCGAUUAAGCCAUCAUCACUUCCACACGUCACAUCACCACCAUCAUCAUCAAGGAGUUGUGACGGAACAGCUACUAUCCAACUCAAGCUCGGCGGCCGGCGAUUUGGUCGGUUCCGAAUCACACGAGCUCGAUUCACUAACGUCAAACUCGAUCAUUAAACCGAUCAGUCUGGACAUUGCUAGGCCGAUCAACUUCGAUCGGGCGUUUAAGAAAAAGUAUUCACUGCCCCGCGAGCAGAGUCCUUCCACGGCGAGCGCCAUAACGAUGGUGCUGCCGGACGAUAUCGAUACUAAAGGCGCUUCCCACCAGAGUGGAGUACAUUAGUAAUAGCGAG
This is a messenger RNA of Anopheles maculipalpis, 3709 nucleotides long. RefSeq names its product protein dispatched (gene disp). NCBI's taxonomy places the organism in Eukaryota, Metazoa, Arthropoda, Insecta, Diptera, Culicidae. The transcript has 10 exons. The coding region runs from base 19 to 3699 and encodes 1226 amino acids. Gene Ontology annotation, cellular component: membrane. The record is from RefSeq and is a predicted model, not a curated record.